Linum tenue is the source of this 4047-nucleotide messenger RNA. The record is from the annotation of a GenBank genome assembly. Lineage: Eukaryota; Viridiplantae; Streptophyta; Magnoliopsida; Malpighiales; Linaceae.
AUGGUCGUCUGGGUCCAGUUCCCUGCUCUCCCGAUACAUUUCUACCACAAGGAGGUCCUUUUCAUGCUGGGGAACUUGAUUGGGCGUGCCAUCAAACUUGACUACCACACCGAACAUCAACAACGAGCUAGAUUCGCCAGAAUUGCAGUGGAGGUAGACUUAGGAAAGCCGUUGGUCCCUCGUAUUUGGUUGGACGGAGCCUGGCAAUACCUUGAAUAUGAGAACCUCCCAGUGGUCUGUUUCGAGUGCGGAAGGAUAGGUCACACCUCCACUACUUGCCCUUCAAUCAAGUCGGCCUCUUCUCCGGCUGGCAUACAAACGCUGGCGCCGGAUCUUACAUCGGAAACCUCGCCGGAGGAGAAGGUUGGUUUCGGACCUUGGAUGCAGGUCACGCGCCGAUCGCGGCGUAAUGGCAGACAACCGGAAAAGGAAAGAGCGAGUAAUAUUCAGGGAAACUCAAAUCACGGAGGAUUCCAUCUGUCGCCAACCAAAAAUGGGAAAGGAAGCGAUCCACAAAAGGAUUUGGAGAAGAGAAAGGAAACUAUCUCGGCUGACUCCAUUAUGAGAUCCCAACGGGCAGAUGAGCCUCCGAGCAAGAGUUUGGAAAAGGGAAAUAUUAAUAAGGGGAAAGCAAAGAUCAUACCGCAAGACUCCACAGCGAAAGUCUCCAAAGGCGUCCUUGGGCCUGCCCCCACUUUGAACAAAGCCAAGAAGGUCUCUGGACCAGGCGAAUGCUCGGCCCAACAGCUGGCACGGCCCGAAACUCAGAUCCCCCAACCCAAAAUCAAUCCGGACACAGUCAAGAAGCCCGACCCUUCCAAUAAGCCGACUCCAACCGGCCCGACACCCCCAAGCACUCAGACGAUCAUCGGCCCUAACUCGACCUCCAUCCAUAUCGUGGAGAUCCCCCCGUAUCAGACCCCCCCCCCCCCCGCCGGAAUGUCGAUCGAAACUCCCCUUCAGCGGCAUCUAGGACUAAACAUCAGAAGGGGCGAAAACAAAAUACGAAGAGAGGAACCCCGGUUCCGGCCGCUGCUAAGGCCGUCCAGAUUUGGACCCCGACGAAGGAGAAGAAGUGUAAGAGUCGAAAGCGCAUCGCAACUCUCACUCUCCAGGAAAUUGAAGCUUGGACUGGCCUCUCAAAACCCCAAGUUGAGGGACCCCCGACAGCCCUUUCUGAAGCGGCCCCUGAACCAGAACCCAUCAAGCGCCACGACUCGACUCAACCUCCGGCGGCCGGGAUUUGAUCCUCCGACCCGUCUUUCUGCCCUCUUCUUCCCUUUUUUCCUUAUGUCAAUAAAUCAUCUUGUGAAUUUUAAGGUUCUUUCGUGGAACGUUGGUGGCGCUGGAAACCCCCAUUUUAUCCGCGCCUUGAAGCUCAUUAUCCAAACUAAUCAGCCUGAUUUUCUGAUUUUGCUGGAACCUCAGGUGAGCGGGAUUUCGGCUAACAGGGUUUGUGGGAAGCUCGGCUUUCCCCACAUUAUGCGCGUGGAAGCUGACGGCCGCCGUGGAGGCAUCUGGUUCUGUUGGAAAUCCGACAGAUUCACUGUGGAGCUCACCUCGGCUUGCUUCCAACACCUCUCGGUUAAGGUCUCCACUGGUUUUAGUCAGCCUUUCCUAAUUACUGCCGUUUAUGCCUCCCCGCGCCGGAGCCUCCAGCAACACCUUUGGAAUUCCAUUCAACGCAUCAGCGAGACGAAUGAUCUCCCCUGGCUCCUCACCGGAGAUUUCAACUCCAUCAGGGGGCCGGAAGAGAAAUCUGGGCCUGCUUCGGCGGCCACUCUUCGGAGCUGCAAGGUCUUCAACGAUCGCAUAAACAAAGCAGCCCUCAUCGAUCUCGGUUUUACGGGGCCCAAGUUUACCUGGACCAGAGGCGAUCAAGCUUCCACGUAUAAAGCCAGCCGCAUCGAUAGAAGUCUGUGUAAUGAUGGCUGGAACAUCCUCUUCCCUGAUUCUACCGUUACUUAUCUUCCCCGCAUCCACUCUGAUCACCAUCCUUUGCUUACCACGGUUACAAAUCAGGGAGUCAACCAGAAUCCUUCCCGCCCUUUCCGCUUUGAGGCCGCAUGGCUUACUUCUGAUUCUUUUUCUGACUUUCUCACAGGUAACUGGAACCCCCAAAUUCCCCUGCCGGAAGCGCUUGAGUCCUUAAGUGAGAGGUUGAAGCUCUGGAACAGGAACUCCUUUGGCAACAUCUUCCAGAAGAAAAGAAGACUUCUGAAGAGAAUCCAAGGAAUCCAGAACAAGGCCAGCCACUUCUUCUCCCCAGGCCUCUUGAAGCUACAGGCCAAACUCGAAGCCGAGCUCGAUGCGGUUCUUGCGCAGGAGGAACUAUUAUGGUUCCAGCGAUCGAGGGAGCAGUGGGUGCACUAUGGAGAGCGCAAUACUGCCUACUUUCAUCAACAAGCUUCCAUCAGGAAAAGAAGGAACAAAAUUGGGAGCCUUAAGGCAGCAAAUGGGGAAUGGAUUUCGAAUCCCGAUGAUCUUGCAGCAUUGGUUUUUGACUUCUUUACCUUGUUGUACACGCAGGAUAUUGCUGAUUACUCGGAUCUUAUGCCAAAGAAUGCCUUCCCCAGGCUUUCCCAAGAGGACUUGUUGAUGCUCCUUCGGCCCUUCCAAGGAUCUGACAUUCACAAAGCUAUCCAUGAGAUGAAAGCUCUUCAAGCUCCCGGCCCGGACGGCUUCCAAGCGAUUUUCUACCAAAAAGCCUGGCGGACAGUGGGUAAAAGUUUAAUCGACAUGGCUAUGGAUUUUUUCUCCACAGGUACUCUCCCGGACAGCGCCGUGGCCUCGACCGUGGUGCUCAUCCCCAAAGUGGAGAAUAUCGAGAUGGUGUCUCAGCUGCGUCCGAUCUCUCUGAAUAAUGUCUGCCUCAAAGCCAUUACCAAAGCGAUCGCCAACCGUCUGAAGCCUAUCAUGAAGCAUCUCAUCUCCCCCCGCCAGAGUAGUUUCAUCCCCGGCAGGCAGACAGCAGAUAACAUUAUCGUUCUUCAGGAAGUCCUCCACUCGCUCAGAAAAAGGAAAGGAAAGAAGGGAGGGGUUGUCAUCAAGAUAGACUUAGAGAAGGCUUUCGAUCGGCUGAGAUGGGAUUUCCUUAGAGAUACUCUCGUUCAAGUCGGGCUCCCAAGUACAUGGAUCAGUUGCAUCAUGUACUGUGUCGAGAAGAACAACAUGCGGCUCUUAUGGAAUGGAGAGCUCUCCCCUCCGAUCACUCCAUCUAGAGGAGUUCGCCAGGGAGACCCCCUCUCUCCUUACCUUUUCAUCCUUUGUAUGGAACGUUUAUCUCACAGAAUUGACCAGGCCAUCCGAGAUAAGCUAUGGAAACCCAUCAGGUUAUCCAAAGAUGGCCCGGCUCUAUCUCACCUUUUUUUCGCCGAUGAUUUGGUGCUUUUUGCAGAGGCGGAGAGCUCUCAGAUCAGAAUUGUGAAGCAAUGCCUGGACGAAUUUUGCCAAAGCUCCGGACAACGGGUUAACUACAACAAAUCCGCCAUUUUCGUCUCGGCAAACAUCGAAAGGCGUCGAGCUAGGUGGCUGAGCAGGAGGGCCUCAAUCCCGCUGACGGUUGAUAUUGGGAGAUACCUGGGUGUGAAUGCUAUUCAUGGCAGAGUCAGCAAAGCAAGAUACCAAGAGUUGAUCUUGCGUAUCCAAAGGAAGCUGGCUCCUUGGAAAGCUAAGCAUCUCUCUCUUGCUGCCCGAAUGACUGUCGUUAAAUCGAUUUCUACUGCUAUUCCUGUUUAUCCUAUGCAGAUGGAGCUCCUUCCAGCUUCCAUUUGCAAGUCUAUUGACCGUCUCAACAGAGAUUUCUUUUGGGGGGACACGGAAGACAAAAAGAAGCUUCAUCUCGUCUCCUGGCCUCAUCUCUUGGAGCCUAAAGAAAAUGGAGGAGCAGGACUGCGAUCCACCAGACACGCCAAUCUCGCCAUGUUGACCAAAGGAUGCUGGCGGUUGCUAAAUGAGAAAGACACUCUCUGGGUUCAACUUAUGCGAAGCAAGUAUGGAGGGAACAGAAGACACAUCGACCUUGUUAGCGAUGCUUUGCCUGGUUAG